GUCCUGCUGUGCCGCGACUCCAAAGAGAACCAGGAGGUGGCGGUGAAGGUCAUCCGAGACGUUCGAAGGUAUGCUGAGAACGCCAAGAUCGAAGCUGAUAUUCUCAGGGAUAUCAAGAAGGCAGAUCCACAUGGCAGGAGAACCAGGAGUGCCAUUAUGCUGGACACUUUCCUCUUCAAUGGGCACUUUUGCCUGGUCUUCGAGGUUUGUGGCUGUUCACUCUAUGACUUUCUCAAAGAGAACGACUUUCGAGGCUUUUGGAUGGAGGAUAUCCAGCAGUUUGCAGAGCAGUCCCUGGAUGCCUUGGGUUUCCUGCACAGUCGUCUUCAGAUGACUCACACGGAUUUGAAACCCGAGAACAUCCUGCUGGCGGCCAACGCGCCGCCGCGACGGAGCGAUUUCCCACGAGAGGACGCCUGGAAGGAGAAGAACAAAUCUUCAAAGCAUCAUGCGUAUUUUCGACCUGUGAGCGCUGACAUUAAGCUGAUUGACUUUGGCAAUGCCACGUACGAAGAUGAGCAUCAUUCCUCCAUCAUCAACACGAGACAAUACAGAGGUCCUGAGGUGAUUCUCUCGAUGGGCUGGAACGAGCUUUCAGAUGUUUGGUCCAUGGGAUGCAUCCUCAUGGAACUCUACACCGGGGAGCUCCUCUUUGGGACCCAUGAGAAUUUGGAGCAUCUGGCGCUGAUGGAGAAGAGCUUGGGAGACUUCCCUUCCAAGAUGUUGUCACAAGCCACUGGCGCGUCCAGGGACAAGUACCUCACGAGAGACAGACAUGGCGGAUGGAAGCUGAAUUGGCCGGCUGGGGCGCAGUCCCGCUCGUCGGAGAAGCAUGUGACCAACCAGUUGCCGCUGGGAAAGAUGGUGCCCUCGAAACAUGCUGCCUUCGCGGACUUCAUAGGGCGCUUACUUGUCUUCGACAAGAGCAGUCGGCCAACUGCCAAACAGGCAUUGAACCACCGGUUCCUGAAAGAGUCUCUCCCCGAGUGA
Messenger RNA from Cladocopium goreaui, 990 nucleotides. The record is from the annotation of a GenBank genome assembly. Lineage: Eukaryota; Dinophyceae; Suessiales; Symbiodiniaceae.